UGCCUCAGCUGUUUCUCAGCGGGUCUCUGUCCUCAGAGCAGAUGCCCCCCCCUGGACUGAAGCUCCUCUCCGGCACCCAGAUGAAUCUGAAGGUUGUGAAGUUUAAUGCCAGAGGCAGGUUUCUCGGGUGGGAAGAUGUUCUGGGCGGAUCCUUGCAGCUUUGUCCAGACACCCAGCAAAGACUGGAUGCAGCAUAUGACUCUGGGACAACCUAUCAGCAGUCUUGUUCCAUUCCAGUUGCGGAGCUUCUCUCCAGGUAUCCUGAGCCGGUGUUCUACCAGCUCUUCCUGAAACACCAGGACGGAGAGGGAUUGGACAUGGUGUGGCCUAUCCCUGUCCAGCAUCUCAGUCAGGUGACCGGCCCAGACAGGUCCAUGGCUCUGCGGAGGUUCUUCCUGGUGGACGGUUUGACCGGGAGAGACAGCAGUAUGACUCAGCAGCCUCAAACUGUCCGCUAUCUCAGCCGCCUGUUGCUGCGUGUGAACAUCCCGACAAUGGGCCCGGGGGGCACGCCGCCCUUCCAGCUCCUGGUCGAAUACAACACCGUCACUGACCCGGCCAACGCGGUGGCCCAGGUGUCAUUCGGGGUGACUUACAGCCUGAGCGAAGAGGCUACGCAGAGAGACACUGCUAUCUCUCUGGGCGUGCUGGCGAUCCUCUCCCUGCUGUUCGCCAUGUUAGAAACCAGCAGCUGGAGUCGGAGAGCAGGACAGCAGUACAUCACUCUCACUACUAUUGUGAAGUUCCUCGCCUUUCUCAUUGGCAAUCUAGCCAACGCGUUCUUCCUCGUGUCCUUUGGGACAGGAGUAUACUGGCUGAUUGCGUUUAAGGGCCAGAGAUCGAGUGUUAACAUGGUGCUGCCCUCUGCUGGUGGGACUGUGGAAACGCAUUUCAUCGUCUUCCUGUCUUUGGCGUUUGCCUUCAAAGCCGUGCAGGUCAUGCACCUGCUCAUCACCCAGGUGUCCAUCUCCAUCUUCCUCAUCGACUGGGAGAAGCCGAGGAACGCAGCUGGUGCCUCAGGCUCUGGGGUGAGCGCCUGGAGGACCUUCUUUGUGGCCAACGAGUGGAACGAGAUCCAGACGGCAAGGAAACUUAACCCCCUGCUGCAACUGCUCACAGUGCUCUUAAUACUACAGGUGGUCGGAGUGGAGAACAUUGCAUCCAGGGACCUUAAGUUAGCGUCACAGCCAGAUGGUGCACGGUACAUCCCCCCCACCAGCCCCAUCCUGAGAUACGGCCUCACUGUGUCUGUGUGGCUGUCUGUGGGUCUAGUACAGGUCAUCUUUUACCUGGUCGUCUACGAGCGGCUCGUGGAGGACAAGUUCCGCCAGUUUGUGGACCUCUGCUCCAUGAGUAAUGUGUCGGUGUUCGUCCUGGCGCACCGUUGCUAUGGUUACUACAUCCACGGCCGCUCGGUGCACGGACACGCCGACGUCAGCAUGGAGGCCAUGAGAGCGAACCUGCGCAGGGAGGAGGCUAACCUCUGUGCCCUGCGGGGCCUGGAGCCCAGCGCGGACGUCCAGACCUUCGAGAUCGCCCUGACGGCUGGGGUGCGGCAGCAGCUAGACAGGGUCUCGCUGUCACUCGCAGAGGCUUCAGGGGCCAGGGGCCGGCACAGUGGGGCAGAUGGGCCCCAGGGGCCCCAGGAACAGACCUCUAAGGCCUACCACGCCAUGAACUACUUCCUGUCCUCUUUCUUGGAGCAUGCCCAUAAAGACAUGGAUUACUUUGUGAAGGACAAGCUGUUCUUGGAGAGGAUCACAAAGUAUGAGUUCCAGCAACCCGUAGAGAGGACCAUCUUCUACAGAGAUCCGGACGGCAUAUCCUUCACGAACGUGCUGUACUUCAGCAAUGAGCUGACGCUGCUGCUCUUUGACACCCUGCUGUUCUGCGUCAUCGAUCUGGGCUCUCAGGACCUGGUGCUGGCUGCCGUGCUCACCUACGCCGUUCAGCAGGUUCUGCACAGCCUGCGGUGUUCUCUCUCCAGGCGUAACGUGUCAGAGAAGACGCUGGUGGAUCGAUGUUUUCUCAUCUAGAGGUGACUCAGUGCGGCACAGGGAGCUGAUGGGUUUGGUCUGGGAACGUUGAAGUGGAAACAGGGCACCUCCCCUCUCCUGUGAGCGCUAAUGGAGGAGUCCUGUUCCUCAGCUGCACACUGAGGGCCUUUCAGUUCAGCAGUGCCUGGAGGCUCUCAUAUCCCAGAAAUCCCUGUCUCACCCUGUCAGCUCAAUGCCAUCAACUCUGGGGUUCAUUUCAGAAAACCUCUGACGUGGGUCCCUUGGGUUUUGCCCUUAAUGUGUCAAAUGUCAAAUGUAUUUUCUCUCUCUA
Molecule: messenger RNA, 2328 nt
Organism: Conger conger (European conger)
Lineage: Eukaryota; Metazoa; Chordata; Actinopteri; Anguilliformes; Congridae
Product: meckelin-like
Exons: 20
Coding region: 42-2036 (664 amino acids)
Biological process (GO): cilium assembly
Cellular component (GO): MKS complex; ciliary transition zone
Source: RefSeq, a predicted model, not a curated record